GGAAUUAGAUUUUUUUGCGCAUUUUAUGAUUCAUACCCAGUUCUCCCAUGUGUGCUCGGCAAUAUUUCCCACAAGCCCCAGCGAGCGUUGUUGUCAUCUAGCAAAGUAUCGUACCAUUUUUUUGAGUCGAAUUUUUGUCCGAUUUUUCAUGAAAUGAAUUUGAAAAUGUUCAAAUUGUUUACAGAUAAAGGUUUUCAAGAUGUUAAUAAUGCCUGUAGUAGCGACAAAGUAAGUAUUUGGAAUACAAAUGUCUUGGUUUUAACCGCAGAAAUAUAGACUGCAAGUGGGUGUUUUUGUUAUUAUUAAAUUUAUGCUUCUAGAAAUUAAUUUGUCACAAAUUACGUUUCACGCUUCAAUUAUGAAAGUAUUAAAGAAUACUUUGUAAUAUUAUUAACUAUUAACAAUAUUAGGUUCAAGAUUAGCAGUCACCAUUUGACAAGUAGAACUGUCAGAAUUAGACAAGUAAAAUAACAAGCUUGAGUACAUAUUUAUAGCGGCACAGUUAUGGAGCUUAAUGAAUUAACAAUAGCAAGAGACAUAGGCAUAUAGUUUGGUUAACUCGUCAAGUUGCAAAAGUCUCCCUGAGUAAAAUCGUUCGGUGUUAGACAGAGUAAAAUAAUAAAGUCUGGUGUGCACAUUGCAGCUUGAUGGGUUAAAAUAUGUUCUUUAUAUCCAGUUUGAGUCGAGCCGUUAUGAAUUCUAUCUCACUAGAUAUAUAUGGACAGUCACAAGAACUUUCAAGAACGGCUCAGAAAAACGCUGUAUUACGGCAAAUAUGCUGAUGGGACAUUGCCAUCACCGAUUGUAACAGGUAAAAAAUAUAGAACCUGAGUAUUGUUGAUGGUCGUGCAGCCUUAAAAGUCAUUCUCAUACCCAGAGCCUUUCUUAUGCGCAGUCAACAGAGCGCAACGAGGGGCUCUGGCCAAAUCCAUAUCAAACUGGCAUCUGAUUGACUACAACGAAUGUUAUUGUUCUAAUACCGGAUAUAUUCUAUUACCAUGUUUUUAUGGUAUCUGGUUAUGGAUUUGGCCACAGCCCCUCGUCACACCGCGCAUAAGAAGGGCUCUGGGUACGAGAAUGCCUUAAAAGUGAGAAGAGGGUUGGGACAUUGUUAGAAUAUUUAACAUGUUGUUUAAUUACGACAGAUGUUGCUGUAAGAUUGAUCAACUCCAAAACAAGUGGCAAGAAAUCUCUUGAUAAACAUCAGGCUGCUAGAAUAACAAGGUACGCAUCAUUACAUCCACUGCAAUGGAUGACUCCAGCUGUGGACUAAAUUUUGAUCUCGGCAAGAAGAAGAAAAUCCAUCACCACAGCUAGAAAGAGCAUGUUCAAAUUAGUAAAAUUGCAAAGUUUGGCUGCGAAAUGUUGUAAAAUGAGGAAAAUAUAGCCCUACGAAAUUUGCAAAUUUUGUAUUAAUUUGUAUUAUGCAUGGGAAAAUCACCACUUUCGGCCCAAAUGUGGUGCAUUUUCUCACACGUAAUACAAAUUAAUACAAAAUUUGCAAAUUUCGUAGGGCUAUAUUUUCCUCAUUUUACAACAUUUCGCUGCCAAACUUUGCAAUUUUACUAAUUUUAACAUGCUCUUACUAGCUGUGGUGAUGGAUUUUGUUUUUCUUGCCUAGAUCAAAAUUUAGUCUAUACCUGGAAUUGUCCAUUAUACCACAAAUCUUCCACCUUCUUUGUUGCCAACCUGACUGGAAAGUUUGGAAAUUGUGCAAAUGAAAUUUUAAAAAAUAAAUCUAUAGGAAACUUCAAAAAUGCAUGUCAAAGAUCUUGGUCAUGUGAUGGGUGUUCUCGGUCGGUUCACCUUUAAAUUAUUAUUUAGACGUGCAAGAAUUUCUCCGUGUGCUCUGAUGAUGGGAAUCUUGUACACUGAAAGACUCGCUCAAAGUAACCCCAACUACCUCAAGAAAGUUUCUUCUUCAGAUUUGUUCAUGGUAUCGAUGGUGAGUUUCUUUACGAUAUUUUUAGUGGUUUAGCCUAAACCAUUAAUCCAUUGAGUGCCAGCACUCUCCCCUUGAUGAGUAAAAUUGUCUGGUGUUAGACAGAGUAAAGUAAUAAAAUAGGGCACAUUGAGGUUCAAUGCAAUGGGUUAAAACUAGCUGCAAUGCACCAUGAAAAUAACUUGUGUUCUUUUAAGCUGGUUGCUUCCAAAUAUCUGUAUGACGACGGUGAAGGUGAUGACGCAUAUAAUUAUGACUGGUGCAAAGCAGGUAUGGAAAUAUAUCUAAAAAACUUAUUCAUAAUUAAUUUAUAUUCUUUUAAUUUAUAAUCUGUGUUAUAAUCAACUAGGUAAUUAUCAUAUCCAUGACUUGAACAGACUGGAACGAGAAUUUUUGAACUCAAUUGUAAGUCAAACAAAUGACUUUUUGUUUAUUCCUUUAGCCAUUCCCAUUACUGUUUGACAUUAUAUGAAAACAUUAUUGCAAGCAAAAAUUUAUGCUGUUUGUUAAUUUUUACUAGGAAUGGAAAAUUUUUGUUAGCUGCAGGGAAUUUUUCAAUUUUGUUAAUAAAGUUGAGACAAGGUAAAAUUAAUAAGCAUCAAUAUUUUUAACAAUCUAUCAAACUUGAAUUCUCAAAAUGUAGAAAAUGGCAUUAAAAUAUUAGGACUAUAUUUCAGGGUUGCGUUAGAUCAAGGAGAAGGACGUGGUUGGUAUUCGUAUUUGGACAUGAGCACGCUUUUUGAAAAUUUGAUGUUCCAAGACUUUCUUACUAAAUAUUUGAAAAGCACGGGAAAGGUAAGAAUAUGAAACGUCUAUUGGCCAAAAUUCCGAAUGAUGGGCAUUUAUAGAGCUGGGUUUUUCUGAGUUGGGAGCAUCAUUAAGUCAUGUAAAUGUAGUGCUGAUUUUCUUUUACAAAAUAUAAAAUACAAAACUACACUAUACAUAUAAUCAAUAAUGUACCAAUACAGUACCAUGCCAUUUCUUUUUACCAUACAAUGUCCAUAACCAUUUGGUUUCCUUGGCUUGUCCAUGUGAGAAAUCAGUUGAGAUAUGCUAACAAUAUAUUUUGACCUAAAUAGAAAAAAUUUCAUCUCUUCCAGACAAUCUUGGGUUGUGCUCUGGCUUAUUCGUUGUCUAUCGCAUUGCUUCUCUCCACUCCCAUUUGCUUUUCAAGCAAAGGCCAUCAAGGCACACCUAGAAUGGAUGCCAAAUCAAUUCCGUCUCUAUCAUUUAUGGGACAAAUAGGACAUUCUGAAUACUCUCUGAAAAUCUCACAAUCCGUUAGAAAGAGGCGAACAAGAUUACAGGACGAUGUAGUGGACUUGAAAAAGGAUGAUCACUCUUCUACUUUUAAACUAAAUCAAACAAGCGAACCAACCAAUGAUAUUUAUACUGGAGACAUUUGUGGUAACUGUGGAUCGAGUAUGAUUACUUUGGACAGAAAGGGAACUUUUGUGGCAGGCCGGUUUGGUUCUGAAAUUCCUGAAUGCAUAUCGCGGGUAACUUGUCUUGCACCACUGAAUGACACGAUAGACGCUCAAAAGGUGGUCACCAGUUUCAAUCGAGUACUGUCGUUUAUCAAAUUGCCAUUUCAUAAUCGUAGUUGGUUCUAUGGUUCAGUACGGUUUCCAGUGUGGGAGAACACAUAUUCUGAUAUACUCAUAGGGUUUAGUACAUCCACUGCUGCAGCAGCUUAAUUUAACUUGUGUUUGGUUUAUUAUAGGGUUAUAGUUAGAUUUCAUUCUGCCUAACUUGAGUUUGGUUUAUUAUAGGGUAACUAGUUAGAUUUCAUUGUGUUGAAUGUAGUAUUAUUACAAAACUUCCUUUUACUUAGAUGGUUUACACUAUCAAAGUUUCUGUGAUCACAGUAGGAAUUUUGCAUGGGUAAAUUCUAAGUUUUGAAGGAUUUGUAAGAAAUGUUUGAGGGAACUGACAAAGUGUUUAACACUGCAUCAGUUCUACUCAAACAUUUCUUACAAAUCCUUCAAAACUUAGAAUUUACCGAUGCAAAAUUCCUACUGUGAUCACAGAAACUUUGAUAGUGUACACCAGCCUUUAUGAGCCCAAAAUUGUGUGAAGUAAAGGUACCGAAAGUGAAGAAACGACCUCUAUUUACAAUUUAUUGUGCAAUUUACAGAAAUACAAUUUUAUGUUACAAAGGUUUUUAAACAUAUACAGUAGUGGCGAUUGCAUUGGAUAUAAAUACUUUUUAUCUUUGUCAUUUAUAGAUAUAGUCCUAUUUUGACAACCAUACAAUAUAGUCUCUCUAUUGUUUUCGUAUUUGAGUAUAAUACUUCAAUUUCAUGGAAUUUCAUUGCUCUCUGAUGUUGGUAUCUAAAAAAGUGAAACAGCUCCAGUUUAUAUUUGUGCAAUUGUUGCAAGUUCAGAAUUACUAAAAAGUAGGAACAUUAGAAUACCUUUGUGAAGAAAAUUUUGCCAGCUUGAUGUGCAAACUCGUCCAACGACAUUGUUUUUCCAGUGUUGUGUGAGAAGCUGUCAGCGAGAGCCUGAAAUUAAAAUUUUAGAAAUAAGCAGGAUUUACAAGACUUUCAGUAAUGGAAGUUUUCCACACUUGCCUUCUUCAUUGCAAUGUCGACAUUUUGCGUACUCAAAGAAACACCAGCUUCUAAAAUACUGGAAAUAGAAAACGAACUUUAAUUAUUGGGUCUAUACUUCAUAGUCGCG
Paramuricea clavata is the source of this 4627-nucleotide messenger RNA. NCBI's taxonomy places the organism in Eukaryota, Metazoa, Cnidaria, Anthozoa, Malacalcyonacea, Plexauridae. The record is from the annotation of a GenBank genome assembly.